Messenger RNA from Dendronephthya gigantea, 2408 nucleotides. Its product is annotated as zinc finger protein 511-like. NCBI's taxonomy places the organism in Eukaryota, Metazoa, Cnidaria, Anthozoa, Malacalcyonacea, Nephtheidae. The record is from RefSeq and is a predicted model, not a curated record. The transcript has 10 exons. Bases 512 to 1408 code for a protein of 298 amino acids.
CUUUAAGUGAGAGCUAAUUCAGUGAGGGUUUCAUUAUCUGAAAUGUUUCAACGAUUAUGCUCAGCAUUCUCAACGAUCAAGCGUGAAUAAUUAUCGAAAUUAUAACUAACUACAGAGUUCUACUUUCUAGUUGAAUCUUUCACAUGGAAACUAAGAAUCGAACUGAAUAAAUAAAUAUUACAAUCAUUACACAAAACUCAAUUUUUGUCCUAUAUGCAACAGCAACAGUGAAACUUGUACCCAGGUAAUUUUGCUACUACAAGGAGGGGCAGCACUUGCUUUGCCGUAGUAACUCCUAGUCCAUAGCCUUUCUAGUUCUAUCUAUUGAUUCUGAGCAACUAUAAACCUUAGUCCUAGUUCAACUUAGUUUACGUCGCUUCAUUGAGGCACAGAGAACAAUUGGUUGCGAAAUGUAAAACGAUCUCAGGCCUGGGAGAAGUGGAAGAAUUAACUUUCAGUCAUUAUAUUCCGUAAUUCACUAAUUUCAAUAUCAUGUAUUAAACUAAGCCAAAUGAUGGAUGUGCAGACGAAUAAUUCUGUGGCCGGUGGAUUUCCUUGGUCGUUCAGUCCGUGUAAGCGCAUGUAUCCUCCUGGACAUGCAUUCUUUGAGGAUGGAGAUAUAUUCUGCAGUGUUUUGUCAAAGCAAAUUGUUCUUCCUGACGAUCCUGUUGACCUGGAACACCGAGAAGAGAUUGUGUGUGAUCUGAUUGGAUGCCAUCAGAUAUUUCACAAUGUAGACAGCUACGAGGCUCACUAUGACAGUUACCACAGAAAUAUUUGCCUCGAAUGCCGUCGAACAUUUCCAUCAAACUUUCUCUUGGAAUUGCAUAUUCUAGAGAAUCACGACGUUCUAUUCAAACUGAUGUCAAAUGCGAAGUAUACGCACAGGUGUCUGGUCGAAAACUGCCCCGAUAAGUUCUCAGAUGAUGCUGAGCGAAAGGAACAUCUGGUUAAAGUUCAUAAGUACCCAGCAAAUUUCCGUUUCAAUCGUCCAUCAAGAAAACAAAGGAAAAUCGCCAAGGAUACCUCUGAUGAUAUGGAGAUUACAAAUAUCAUGGCUGAUGCUGAUGGUGGAACUACAAGAAAAUCAAGCCAAACUAGCGAUAUGGAGAUAGCAGAUGAACAUGUUGUUGAAAAAAAAAGUCUAAGAAUCCUGGAGAGCGCUGUUGGGCCCGUUAGAGUCGAGGCUGUCCUCUCAAUAUCAGCAAUCCUUUUCUUUGUUAGUUUCAUUACUUUACGGCCUAGUGCCAGAAGGCCGGCUCUGUUGACGAACGGUGGAAAAUCUUUGUUAAAACUUGAAAAAAUCUUGGUUAAAUCUUGGAAAAGGGAAUCAUGGCAUUUUUUUCGAGAGAGGACAAUUGACUCGACAGGUGCCAACACUGGUGACCUUGUGCUCACGACGAACUGAAAAUAUGAUUCCAUAAUUCAAUACUAAAUAAAGAAUAUUAAAAGCAAAUAUAACUUUUUGGGAAUAAAUCAGCUGCAUAUUUUAAAUACAGUUAUUUAAUUCGAACUGCAUAUCGUGGCAUUCAAAAAAAGGAGAAUACGAGUUGGUGUAUAGACUUGAUUUAAUGUCUCCUCAAAUUCAAGACUCAAAAGUAUACCGACCUAUAUCAUCAUUAACUGACUGCUUGGCCUUACAACAAGACUUAGAUCAUCUUGAAGUUUGGAGCCAUAAAAACAAUCUAACUUUUAAUUGUACCAAAUGCAAAAUUCUCACAGUUUCAAGAAAAAAGAAUUCUUGUUUAUUUCCAUAUCGUUUGGAGGGAAACGAACUUGCACGUCGCUUAGAGGAAAUAGAUCUGGGGAUAACGAUUACUUAUAAUCUCAAAUGGGAUUCUCACAUUAUGCGUAUUCGAUCCACGGCAAACAAAUCCUUAAGGGUCUUGAGGCGGACCUGUUAUGAGUUAACGGAUACACAUGUGAGGAGAAUUUUAUACUUGUCCCUGGUAAAGUCGACAGGAAGCUAUGGUUCCCAAGUAUGGUCUCCACAAACUACUAACUUGAUGAAAAGCAUAGAGGGCGUACAGAGACGUGCUACGCUCUGGAUUUUGGGAAUAAAACGAGGAGAUUUGUCUUACGUAGGACGCUUAAAAAAGCUGGAAUUUUUACCUCUUGCCUACGAUAGAGAGAUCAGAGAUUUACUGUUCUACUACAAAUGUAGAAACGGUCUUAUUGACCUUGACAUGGGACAGUUUACGCCAGUUGUCUGUAGCCGAACUAGACGGGGCUCAUCAUCUUACCUACAGAUACCCUAUUGCAAAACUAGUACUUUUAAAUUGUCAUACUUUAAUAGAAUUGUUAAUUUGUGGAACUUUAUCCUAAAAGUAGCUCCUCCCGAUACGUUUUCAACUAUUUCUAGCUUUAAAACAUUUCUGCAUAAGAUUUAUAAGGACCUUCUUUCUAAG